AUGGCUCGGACCACACCCCUCGAACGCUAUCGCAAUAUCGGCAUCAUGGCGCAUAUCGAUGCCGGUAAGACGACCACGACCGAGCGGGUGCUCUACUACACCGGCAAGUCCUACAAGAUGGGCGAGGUCCACGAGGGCAGCGCCACGAUGGACUGGAUGGAGCAGGAGCAGGAGCGCGGCAUCACCAUCACGUCGGCCGCGACGACCUGCUUCUGGCGCGACCACCGGAUCAACAUCAUCGACACGCCGGGCCAUGUCGAUUUCACCAUCGAGGUGGAGCGCUCAUUGCGGGUGCUCGACGGCGCCGUUGCGGUGUUCGAUGCGGUGGCGGGCGUCGAGCCGCAGUCCGAGACGGUCUGGCGUCAGGCGGACAAGUACAACGUCCCCCGUAUCUGCUUUGUGAACAAGAUGGAUCGCGUCGGGGCCGAUUUCCCCCGCUGCGUCGAGAUGAUUCGCGAGCGCCUGGGCGCCAAUCCGGUCGCGAUCCAGCUUCCCAUCGGGACCGAGGCGAAGCAUAUCGGCGUCGUCGACCUGAUCGCGAUGAAGGCGAUCGUCUGGAAUUCGGAGACCCUCGGCGCGGAGUUCGAAAUCGGCGACGUGCCGGACGACAUGAAGGCCGAGGCCGAGGCGAGCCGGCAGGCGCUCAUCGAGGCGGUGGUCGAGACGGACGACGCCGUGCUGGAGCGCUUCCUCGAGGGCGAGGAGCCGGACGAGGCAGCGAUCAAGCGUUGCCUGCGCAUCGGUACGCUCACCGGCCAGAUGGUUCCCGUGCUGACGGGCUCCGCCUUCAAGAACAAGGGCGUGCAGCCGUUGCUGGACGCGGUGUGCGACUUCAUGCCGGCGCCGACCGACGUGCCGCCGGUACACGGUGUCGUGCCCGGCAAAGGCAGCGAGGUGGAGCGGUCCUGCAGCGACGACGAGCCGAUGGCGGCGCUUGCCUUCAAGGUGAUGACCGAUCCCUUCGUCGGCUCGCUCACCUUCGUGCGCGUCUAUUCGGGGAUGAUCCAGACCGGCAAGCAGGUGCUCAACAGCGCCAAGGGCCGCAAGCAGCGGGUCGGCCGCAUGCUGCUCAUGCACGCCAACACCCGCGAAGACAUCCAGGAGGCACGGGCAGGGGACAUCGUCGCCUUCGCCGGCCUCAAGGACACCACGACCGGCGAGACUCUGAGCGACCCGGCGCACCCGGUGGUGCUCGAGCGGAUGGAGUUCCCGGAACCCGUGAUCGAGGUCGCCGUCGAGGCCAAGACGAAGGCCGAUCAGGACAAGCUCUCCGUCGCGCUCGCCCGGCUUGCCGAGGAGGAUCCGUCGUUCCGCGUGACCGCCGAUCCGGAGAGCGGGCAGACCGUGAUCCGCGGCAUGGGCGAACUCCACCUGGAUAUCCUGAUCGACCGCAUGCGCCGCGAGUUCAAGGUGGGCGCCAAUGUUGGCCAGCCCCAGGUCGCCUAUCGGGAGACCAUCGGCCGUGAGUCGACGGUCGAUUACAUGCACAAGAAGCAGACGGGCGGCGCCGGCCAAUUCGCGCGCGUCAAGAUCGUGCUGGAGCCGCUGGAGCCCGGCGCGGGCUUCGUGUUCGAGAGCAAGGUCGUUGGCGGCGCCGUACCCAAGGAGUACAUCCCUGCGGUCGGGAAGGGGAUCGAGGAAGCGCGCCAGGCCGGCGUCAUCGCCGGGUUCCCUGUCAUAGACUUCAAGGCCCGGCUGGUCGACGGCGCGUCCCACGACGUCGACUCCAGCUCGCUUGCGUUCGAGAUCGCUGCGCGCGCGGCGUUCCGCGACGCCCUGCAGCGUGCGGCGCCGGUACUGCUGGAGCCGAUGAUGAAGGUCGAGGUCGUGACGUCCGAGGACUAUCUGGGCGACGUGAUCGGCGACCUCAACGCCAGGCGCGGGCAGGUCGGCGGCAUGGAGCCGCGCGGCAACGCCCAGGUCAUUCGCGCCAUGGUACCGCUUGCGACCAUGUUCGGUUAUGUCAGCACCCUGCGCUCGCUCACCCAAGGGCGGGCGCAGUUCACGAUGGAGUUCGAUCACUAUGAUCAGGUGCCCCGGGCGGUGUCGGACGAAGUCCGCACUCGUUACGCCUGA
Messenger RNA from Geodia barretti, 2076 nucleotides. The record is from the annotation of a GenBank genome assembly. NCBI's taxonomy places the organism in Eukaryota, Metazoa, Porifera, Demospongiae, Tetractinellida, Geodiidae.